UACAUUAGUAAACGUGUUCCAAAUUCAAAUUUGUCCUGCAUUGUUUUCUUCAGCGACAAUAUUUUCUAGACAGGAAGACAAUUGGUCCUUGACAUUCAUGUGUUACAUUUAGCUAAUAAAUUGGUUAAACAGCCUCGUGGUUUAGUCUUUGUAUUGACGGUACAGGUGUGUAAAGGACCUGGAAGAAUGGGUCUUCGACUUCACGUAGUUCCUGUUUUAUUUCUUUUCGUUUAUUUUGUCUCUUUCGUUGCAUGUGAAGAUGGUGAGAACGUCAAAGAAAAUUUACUUAAUGUGGAAACCGUUGGGAGACAACUCGUUGAACAAGGUCGUACUUUUGUCCAUCACGUAGUGAAACGUUUCAUGGUCCUUAUUCCGGUCAUAUUCUUCAAGCUUGGUAUUGGUUUCGCCCUUUUGGUACUAGUUACCCUACUAGCCGCCAACAAUGGUAUAAUUGGAUUCCUGCUGCUGGUAGUUGGAAUGAGUGCAGUGCUAGCGCGUCUCCAGGAAGCAAGAAGGGUACCAUUCGCCCCGGCAGUUUAUGCUGCUGCUCCGCCAGUGGCUCCUAUCCCAGCUCAUGUCCACUGGGACAGGAAAGACACCAUGGAAACACCUCAGUUACACACAACUGGUCCUACUUUACCCAGUUACUAUGGUAAUACUGAUGUCGUUUACCAGAAAUACUACCCGAGUAACCAAUAAGGAUAAACUUGAACACAUGCACGUUGUGUAAAUGUAAAUUAUUAAUUUAUUUGUUUGUUGCAAUAUUUAUUAUUAUUGUCUAUUUUCCU
This is a messenger RNA of Agrilus planipennis (emerald ash borer), 788 nucleotides long. RefSeq lists its product as uncharacterized. Lineage: Eukaryota; Metazoa; Arthropoda; Insecta; Coleoptera; Buprestidae. The coding region runs from base 187 to 699 and encodes 170 amino acids. The transcript is spliced from 2 exons. The record is from RefSeq and is a predicted model, not a curated record.